AUGUCGUCUCGGUCAUGUGAUCAGCUGUGUCCAAUCACAGCUGAUCACAUAAGUGCCAUGAUCAGGGCACUGAUGAUCAGAAGUGCCACCUGUCAAUGCCACAUAUCAGUGCCCAUCUGAGCUGCCUUUCAAUGUCACCCAUCAGUGCCAGUCAGUGCCACCUAUCAGUGCCAGUCAGUGUCGCCUAUCAGUGCGCGUCAGUGCGGCCUGUCAGUACCGCCUAUCAGUGCCAUAUAUCAGUGUCAUGUAUCAGUGCUGCCUUUCAGUUCCCAUCAGUGAUGCCUGUCAAUGCCCAUCAGUGCAACCUACCAGUGCCUCCUCAUCAGUGCCCAUCA
Molecule: messenger RNA, 335 nt
Organism: Staurois parvus
Lineage: Eukaryota; Metazoa; Chordata; Amphibia; Anura; Ranidae
Source: the annotation of a GenBank genome assembly